Molecule: messenger RNA, 330 nt
Organism: Prunus armeniaca (apricot)
Lineage: Eukaryota; Viridiplantae; Streptophyta; Magnoliopsida; Rosales; Rosaceae
Source: the annotation of a GenBank genome assembly
AUGAAGAGCUACUUGGGGGACAUGAUAAAUCUACAAGAGUGGUCAAAGUGGGAUGAUUAUAGAACUGUGGAAACUGUGGAGUACAUAGAGUACUUGAAUUUUGGACCUGGAUCAGAUACAAGGCACAUGGUCAAAUGGGGAGGCUAUAAAAAGAAUUGCAGUGAAGAGAUUGCAGGGCAGUUUACAGUUGGUUUGUUCUUACCUGGAGCAGGAGAAGGAGACAGGGAGAUGGAGAGCAAAGGGUGGAGAGCGAGGGCAGAGGGGGAGAGAGACGGAGUAAGGAAGAGGGAUGAAAAGUUGCAGAAAAAAGAAAAAAGGAAUUUUCAUUAA